Molecule: messenger RNA, 3987 nt
Organism: Scheffersomyces amazonensis
Lineage: Eukaryota; Fungi; Ascomycota; Pichiomycetes; Serinales; Debaryomycetaceae
Product: putative acid anhydride hydrolase
Exons: 1
Coding region: 1-3987 (1328 amino acids)
Biological process (GO): transmembrane transport; intracellular calcium ion homeostasis
Cellular component (GO): membrane
Molecular function (GO): ATPase-coupled monoatomic cation transmembrane transporter activity; ATP binding; P-type ion transporter activity
Source: RefSeq, a predicted model, not a curated record
AUGUAUGCCGGAGCGGCAUCAGAAGUCAUUCCGUCGUCCAUCUCAUCAUUACAUUAUCCUCAUCAUUUUGGUAGUUUCCGAUCUCGGGGAGAAUCCAAUGUCUCUCGUGAGACAUCUCCAUUAUUAGUUACUGAUGAGAAUGAUCUUGAUUUACGAUCAGUAAACUCCAACCUUUCGGCCCAUUCGUAUGACACAAAGUCUCACUUCAAAUUCUUUUCAGCAGAUGAGAUUGAAAUGGCUCCUGGGGGUUCAACAUUGGACAAUCCUGAGGAUCCUGUAGAUUACAAUACCAAUUGGGAUUAUUCUGUUGAUAAAUUUGAAGAGUUACUGGUAGAAGAGCCUCAGGUUCAAUUUAAUCCGAAUGCAGAGUUCAUGCAAGAACCUGUGAGUGGUCAUAGUAGUCGAUUACAAUCUCCAGAACCUUCAGGUUAUGGAUCUCUUAGUUAUGAUAGACAUAGACGAGACUCGGAUGAGAGUAGUAAUAAGAUUGAUGAUGAAGAUGAAGAACUGCAUAGUGUGAAAGUUGAUGAUGCAUUCAUUCGAGAUUAUCCUGCCAAAUUAAAUUAUCAGAGAUACUAUCUUGCAGAAGAAGAUUUGGUUAUUGGUAUAGCUGGAUAUUCCAAUUGUUUAUGGAAGAGAGUUGUAUAUUAUGUGAUCUGUAUACUCACAUUGGGGAUAGGAUACUUAGUUUUAAGGUGGUUCCCCAAAUACAGAGUCAACUUAAUGGGGAAUCGUUCUCCACUUGGGAUUAGUGAUUGGUGUGUAAUAGAAAAUGAGUUUGGAGAAUUACAGAUUGUUCAUAUUGAAAAGAGUCGAUUGAAUGAACCGUUGUCGAGCUUUUUAACUUUAAACCCAGUCAGAGAUCAAGAAGGAGAAGGAGAAGCAGACCGAGAAGGAGAAGGAGAAUUACCCAGUAAGGAGAAUGAUCCUAUUAUUCCAUUAAUUCAAUCAUUUACUUAUAGGUACUUGAAGUUCUUCUAUGAUCCAGUGGAGGAUAUGUUUCGUACCAAUAGUAAUUGGUAUGACUUGAGAUGGUUGAAUGUUAAGAAUACUAAAGAUGGAGUAUCUCAGUCAUUACAGGAAAGACGAUUAGAUAUCUUUGAUGAGAAUAGUAUAGAGAUCUUGAGUAAAUCUGUUGUACAAUUAUUGGUAGAUGAAGUGUUACAUCCAUUCUAUGUAUUUCAAGUAUUUUCUAUCUUUCUUUGGUUGGCUGAUGAUUAUUAUUACUAUGCAUCCUGUAUAUUCUUUAUCUCCAUGAUUUCCAUUACUAAUUCAUUAAUUGAAACUAAAUCUACUAUUAAAAGAUUACAAGAAAUCUCUCGAUUUUCUUGUGAUGUAAGAGUAUGGAGAAAUGGAUUUUGGAAACAGAUAGAUUCUAAAGAAUUAGUACCAGGAGAUGUAUUUGAAGUAGAUCCUUCAUUAUCGAUAAUUCCUUGUGAUGCCUUAUUAAUUAAUGGUGAAUGUGUUAUUAAUGAAUCUAUGCUUACUGGUGAAAGUGUACCAGUCUCUAAAGUUAGUGCUACUCAAGAUACUGUUAAAUAUUUACCAGAGAACUUUACUCAUCCAAUCUUAUCUAAAUCUUAUUUAUAUAAUGGUACUAAAUUACUUAAAAUGAAAUCAACUAAUGAUGAACCAGUCACGGCUAUGACUAUUAAAUCUGGUUUCAAUACUACUAAGGGAUCCUUAGUGAGAUCUAUGUUAUUUCCUAAACCUACUGGAUUUAAAUUUUAUGAAGAUUCCUUUAAGUAUAUUGGAUUUAUGACUAUUAUAGCGGCAUUAGGAUUUAUAUAUUCAACUUAUAAUUUCAUUCAAUUAGGUAUGGAAACUAGAGUUAUGGUAUUACGAGCAUUAGAUAUAAUUACAAUUGUAGUUCCACCAGCUUUACCUGCUACAUUAACUAUUGGAACUACUUUUGCUAUUAAUAGAUUAAAGAAACUUGAAAUCUUUUGUAUUGCUCCUACUCGAGUUAAUAUCGGAGGUAAAUUGGAUGUUAUAUGUUUUGAUAAAACAGGUACAUUGACUGAAGAUGGGUUGGAUGUGUUGGGAGUUCAUGUGGCCAACAAUGCAGAAGGUAGAAAGGAGAUUGUAUUUCAUGAUAUAGUUAAGGAUGUUAAGGGAUUGAACUUGAAGAGUGUGCACCAUCACGAUCACGACCACGAUCACGAUUCUAAUAAUGAUCCAUUCUUUCUUGCCGGGAUGAUAUCAUGUCACUCCUUACGUCUUAUUGAUGAUGACUUAUUAGGAGAUCCUCUAGACGUGAAGAUGUUUGAAUUCACUCAGUAUCAAUUCCGAGAAGAUGAAAAUACUAAUCGGUCCAUACUUUAUGGAGGCAUAGGUCAUGAUUCAUAUACCAUUUGGAAGGAAUUAGAAUUUGUAUCAUCUUUAAGACGUAUGUCCGUGAUAUCUCAGUCUCAUGAUAAUCAAUAUUUCUUAUUCACUAAGGGAGCUCCCGAAGUAAUGUAUGAUAUCUGUGAAUCAGAAUCCAUACCAUCUAAUUAUGAGGAAUUAUUACAUCAUUAUACUCAUAGUGGUUAUAGAGUUAUUGCUUGUGCCUAUAAGAAAUUGGGAGAUAGACCUAAUUUAACUGCUAGUAGAGAAUCUACCGAAUGUAAUUUAAUAUUCACUGGAUUCAUUGUUUUUGAAAAUAAACUUAAACCUACAACUAGUCAAACUCUUAGAACACUUAAUGAAGCAGAUAUAAGAACAGUAAUGUGUACUGGAGAUAAUAUCUUAACUGCCAUUAGUGUGGCUCGUGAAUGUGAAUUAGUAGCCCCUGAUAUAGAACAUAUCUAUGUUCCAAGUUAUGAUGAAAUCAGUCAACAAAUCGUGUGGGAGGAAGUCAAUAAUCCUCAAUUGAGAUUGGACUCUACUACCAUUAAACCCAUUGAUGAGAUCCUUCAUGACCCUGCGGUUAAAUAUAAAUUGGCUAUGACAGGUGAUAUAUUCCGGUACUUAUUGACGGAAGUCAAGAACCAAUCGAUUAUUCAUGCUGUAUUGAUGAAUUGUGAUAUCUUUGCUCGGAUGUCACCCGAUGAGAAACACGAAUUGGUCGAACAAUUACAAAAGAUUGACUAUACAGUGGGAUUUUGUGGAGAUGGAGCUAAUGAUUGUGGAGCAUUAAAAGCUGCCGAUGUAGGGAUUUCUCUUUCAGAAGCUGAAGCAUCAGUGGCUGCUCCAUUCACUUCAAGAAAGUUUGAAAUCUCUUGCGUUUUAGAAGUUAUUAAAGAAGGUAGAUCAAGUUUGGUUACUAGUUUUUCGUGCUUUAAGUAUAUGUCAUUAUACCUGGCUAUUCAAUUCAUUACGGUAACUAUUUUAUAUAAGAGAGGUACUAAUUUAGGUGAUUUCCAAUUCUUAUAUAUUGAUCUUAUGUUGAUUCUUCCCUUGGCUAUAUUUAUGUCAUGGUCAAAACCUUAUCCAAAAAUCAUUUCUAAGCGUCCUACUGCUAAUCUUGUAUCACCCAAGAUUCUUAUUCCACUUAUAUGUCAUAUUACUAUUAUUGGAAUUUUCCAAUUAUUGUUAUGGUUACAAGUUCAAAAACAACCAUGGUAUAUUAAGCCUGUUCCAGAUGAUGAUGAACAUGUUAAAUCUUCAGAUAAUACGGUAUUGUUCCUCUUUUCUAAUUUUCAAUAUAUCUUAAUUGCCAUUGUGUUGAGUCAAGGUCCUCCAUAUCGUGAAUCAAUGGUUCACAAUGUCCCCUUCCUUGUUAACCUUGUAGUGGCCAAUUUAGUAUCGGCUUACUUGUUUACUAUUGAUGGUGAUUCAUGGUGGGGAGACUUUAUGCAAUUGACUAAUUUAUCCAGAGGAUUCUAUUGGCUGAUUGUAAUUAUGGCAGGUAUCAAUUUAAUCAUUAUGAAGUACGGAGAAGAGAUGUGGUUUGGACAAUUAGCCAAAGUCUACAAGCGUAUAUUCCACAGAUCUAGAUUGACGAAAAGUAAAAAGUUAUUUAAGAAUCUUAACAGAGAGUUUUACCAAGUACAAACUGUAUAG